AUGGAAUACUUUGAUUUCGAAGACGCAUCCGAUGCCAUCACGGCAUUGGACCUGGACGACUGCUCUUCACUUCGGGGCCAGGUCAACGAGGCGGAAGCGUCUGAGAACUACGAAUCACUCUUCUUUGACAAGUCGAAUGCCCUCCCGGCACCACGCCAGUCGGCUCCAGGCAUCAUCAAGCUGAAAUUGAUCAACAAUGUCGAAAUCGAGGCGAUUCCACACACCUCGGACCUCUCUACGGAUUUCCCCAUCUUUCGAGCCAAAGAAUCGUGUGAUCUUUGCGCGAGGAUGGGGCUGGACUGCUUCCUGGCGAGCAGAGGCACCAUGAUUACCGGCUGCACGUGCUGCAUCUCUUUGUAUCGAGAAUGCAGCUUCGUGCAUCCUAAAAUCCCAAAGGGGUUCGUCAGCACCUUCCCGGGGAUUACGGAAGAUCAACAAGUCUGCGAGGGCGGCUUGACUGAGCGACGGAAGGCGAUGAGAUCGAUGGAAGAAGGACGUGGACGCAAGACAGGCGCGCGAUUUCCCCGAGAUGCCGUCAAGAUCUUGAAGCAAUGGCUCGCCGAACAUGCCGAUCAUCCAUACCCGAAUGAACGGGAAAAGGAUGAACUCAAACAGGUCACCGGCCUGAAGAGAAGCCAGAUUUCAAACUGGUUGGCCAACGCCCGGAGACGAGGCAAAGUCAGGCCUGUCUCGGGACCAUCGUCGCCCAUGCUGGGAGCCAUUGACGUCCCGCAGAAACGCGAGAACCCUGAUAUCACCGAGCUGAAUCCCCUAGACCGUUGGAAGGCCUCGCCGCCGGAACACGAACCUGCUUCCAUGACGGCCAUUGCCAGAGCCGUCACUUCGACGCCACUCCCGGUCAGGAAGUCUUCUCAAGUCAGCCUUCAAGGCUCCUGGGCCGGGUCGAGACCCAGUUCGAAGAGAACGUCGAGUGAGGACGACUCGUCUUUCUCCAUGUUCCGCGCCCCGUCGGUGAGCAGUUUCGGAACGCGAGAAUCCAGCAACAGUGACCUCACCUUUGCCUCGUCGCGAUCCAACCGCUCCAAAGGGUCGUUUGCGUCGUCCCAAGAUCGCCGGAGGCGCAGAAGGGCGCCCAUGACCCAACGCACGGCGACCCAGCAAGCCAAAUCUCGAAGUGCGAGGAUCUUCCAGUGCACAUUCUGCACGGAUUCCUUCCCAGCCAAGUACGACUGGCAGCGCCACGAGAAGUCGUUACAUUUGGCAUUGGAACGCUGGACAUGUUGUCCCAACGGCGGCACCAGCGUUGAUGCCCUGACCGGCGUGGAAAUGUGCGUUUUCUGCCGCGAGCCAAACCCCAGCACGGCACAUCUGGAGAUGCACAACUUCACGGCCUGUCAAGAGAAGACGCUGCAAGAACGCACCUUCUACAGGAAAGACCACCUAAGCCAGCAUCUGAAAUUGUUGCACAACGCCAAGGUGCAGUCGCACAUGGAGUCGUGGAAGACGACGACCAACGAGAUCAAAUCGGCGUGUGGCUUCUGUCCGUCCAAAUUCACCACGUGGCAGCAACGCGCCGACCAUCUGGCCGCGCACUUCCGCAACGGCGCCGACAUGAGCACGUGGUCCAACGGAUGGGGGUUCGAGCCGUACGUCGAGAAACUGGUCGAGAACGCUAUUCCUCCCUACCUGAUCGGCUACGAGCGGUUGACCAUGGAACCGUAUGUUGCGCGUGCGCAGGCGACGUCGGCGUCCAUCACCACCGCCACCACUGCCAACGACGCAGGUCUGACCAACGGCACCACGGCCGCGGACAGCCCCGAGCCGGACCAACUCACCAAAGACUCCAACUGCUGGGGCCGACUGGAGCAGGAACUGACCAAGUUCGUGUCGCAGCAGCGGGCGGCCGGGCGGGUUCCGUCGGACCACGAGAUCCAGACGCACGCCCGCAUGAUUGUGUUCGAGGACGAUGAUCCGUGGAACUGGACGUGCGCCGACAACCAGCAAUGGCUCGACACGUUCAAGUUCCAGCAAGGCCUGAGCGGCUUCACCGAGUCCAUGAGCACGCAGUCGCUGGCCGAGGUGCCCAUCAUGGCCCCCUACGUCAUCCCCGGCGGCUUGAAGUCCAAGGCUGGCAGCACGGCCAGCCAUGGCAGCACGACGGCCCGACAGAAUGCACGAAGGAGUCUGUCGUCGUCCAAGUCAAACGAGUCCAGCUCCGUGCCGGCCGUUGCUCUGGACACUGGCAGUGGCAUGUCGAACCCGGCCAUGGCGACCGGUGCGUUCGAGCAGCCCAUGGACUUCGACUUCGACAGCAUCGACUUUAGCAAUCUCGAUCUCGGCAUGAUGGACGACGUGAACUUCGAUCUCGGUCUGGGUGGGCCGGCAGGGGACAUGAUGGCCUCUCAUACCAACAUCGCCACCACCACGGCCGCAUCGUUUCCAUCUAGCAUCCCCAGCGACGCUGUCUUUGGUUCAUACAGCGUUCCUGCCUCGAUGAGAUUGGGCAUGAGCAGUACAGGCAUGUCUCUGGCACUGCAGCAGGAACAAAAUGGAGCCAACGAAUUCAUGACGAACCAGGAUAUGAAUCAUUUGACAGGCCACGGGGCGGGAACGGGAUAUAUGGGUGGAUUUAAUUGA
Capronia coronata CBS 617.96 is the source of this 2598-nucleotide messenger RNA. RefSeq lists its product as uncharacterized. The coding region runs from base 1 to 2598 and encodes 865 amino acids. Gene Ontology annotation, biological process: regulation of DNA-templated transcription. Gene Ontology annotation, molecular function: DNA binding. NCBI's taxonomy places the organism in Eukaryota, Fungi, Ascomycota, Eurotiomycetes, Chaetothyriales, Herpotrichiellaceae. The record is from RefSeq and is a predicted model, not a curated record. The transcript has a single exon.